CAUACCUUGAACCCAUAGAUCGCUAUAGUUCUGAACUAACAGUUUCCACUUGCGAACACUUUGUCUCAUUGAGUAGAUCAUUUUUCAAACACAGAAUAACACGUCGUAUAAACUAAACUAAAUACAUUCAUUUCAAAAUGAGCUCCCUAAGCUACUUUGAUAUGCAGAUGCUCAGAAAUGAGAUAGAAAAUUACAAACAAGCUGAAAAACUUCAGCUUGAGGAAAUCCAAGAAAAGAAUUGUAGGAUUUCAAGUCUUGAGGCAUCUUUGAAAGAAGAGCAGGGACUGGUUGCAAAGAUGAAAGAGGAGUCCAAAGAAAUGCAGGUGCUCAGAAAUGAGAUAGAAAAGUACAAACAAGCUGAAAAGCUUCAGUUGGAGGAAAUCGAUGAAAAGAAUUCUAAGAUUUCAAGUCUUGAGGCAUCUUUGAAAGAAGAGCAGGAACUGGUUGCGAAGAUGAAAGAGGAGUCCAAAGAAAUGCAGGUGCUCAGAUAUGAGAUAGAAAAUUACAAACAAGCUGAAAAACUUCAGCUUGAGGAAAUCGAUGAAAAGAAUUGUAAGAUUUCAAGUCUUGAGGCAUCUUUGAAAGAAGAACAGGAACUGGUUGCGAAGAUGACAGAGGAAUCCAAAGAUGAAAAGAUGGAAAAAAUGGAAAAUGUUUUGCUGGAAACCAAAUCCCAGCUAAGGUCCGCAGAGUCACAGAAUGUAGCUCUCACAAACAAAUAUGAGGCAAAAAUUCGGGCUCUUCAUAAGGCAAUCAAACACCUUGAAAAUAAGUGUGCCACUGAAAAAACGAUGCGGGACAAGAAAGAAAAGGAGGUGGAAUCUCUGGUUGUCCUUAAAAUCAAAAAUGAGCAGGAAAAACAAGAACUCAAGAUGAAGCUAAGCAAGACGACUGAGGAAAAAAAUGAAACACUUAAAGAACUGCAGAAACAAAAUGAGCAGCUUCAGACUGAGAUUCAGAACAAUGAGAAGUACAUUCAUCGUAAUGACUUCCUUGAAAGAAGGAUAGACGAGCUUCUUACACUACCUGGGGAGGUGUACUGCCGUCAACAGAAAGUUAAAAGUGUGGAAGAAGAAAAAGAGAAACUACAGGCUGAACUUAAAAAGUGUCAAAGACAAAAUGAGGAGUAUAAAGCGGGAAAGCGCUGGGCAAUAGAUGAGAAAAACCAACUGACAAAGAAAAAUGAUGAACUGAAAGUACGUCAAAGGAAGAAGGAAUGUAACAACAUAACGUUGAGGAAAGAGUUAAAAGCUAAAGUCCUGGAAUCUGAAAGUCAGAUAAAGGAGCUGGCAAGGCAACGUUUUACUAUCGACCGUCUGGAAAACUGCCUUGAGGAUAAAACUAAGCAAAUAAUUAUAUUUGAAAAUGAGACGCAGGAGUCUGGGAAGAAAAUUUCAUCCCAAAAAAAUAACAUAGCCCGUCUGAAAACUGCUCUUAGCAAAGCAGAAAACGAUCUGGAACUGGAGAUAAAGAGAAGUGAAAAUCUUAGGUCUGAUAAAGUGCUCCUUUCUGAGACAAAGUUCUGCAUUGAGAACGAACUCUAUACAGCUAGAGACACUAUAAAGACACUUCAGAAUAAAAUCAAAGAAAAGGCUCAAGAACUCCAAGAGACAAACGUAGACCUUGCCAAUGCUAAGACCAGCUAUAAUGCUGUAAAGACUGAGCUGGACAUUAUCAAACUGCAGCAGGCAGAACAAAAGAAAGAACACGAGAAACAGCUUAGCUCUGCAAAUGACAACCUCUUCACAGUGAAGUCAAAGUUGACGCAAACUGUGGAGGACAAAGAAGAGGUUGAGAAAGCUCUGACAAAGUCCAAACACACAGUAUUUAAGCUUGAGCAAGUAAUAGAAGAACUGGAAACUGACAUUGGCAUUCAACGACAAAAGAAUGCAGUACAGAAAAAAGAAAAUGACGAUCUGCUGCAACAGCUGAAGGGACUUUAUGACACGCUCGGCCGCACUGUGCAAGUCGAGAAAAAAGCCUCCCCAGAGCAGCAAAGAAAGGAUGGGGAUGAACAAAUAGCCCGGAAAAAGGUGAGAUUUGACCUGAGUAAUGCGGAAUACUUUCCAUCCAAAGGCGACAAUGAGCUGAAAGAACAACAGAAAGAAAUUAGAGACCUUAAGGGUAAAACUGGUAACAAGCUUACCACAUAUGACAGUAAGCUAAAAGCAGUGCAUGGCCUGCUACCUCCUAUUUCCACUAGGGCCCGGUCUAAAACUGUAGACAACUCAAAGAAGCAGUCUGAGUCUAGGAGCUCACUCAACCUCAAGUCCACUGUUACUCCCAAGGCAGAAGAAGAAAUGUUUCAUCCCCAUUCACCUGAACUUAUUUCCCAGUCAACUCUACGUAGAGUAUACAAUCCUGCUACAAAACUACUCAAGCGCCGGCCUUCAGCCAAACCCAACCACAUCUAAAAAAUCCUCCUACCAGUUCUCACACUGACUCCAAAGAAAUAAUCAGCUUUUAAGCUGGUUAAAAAAUAUCUAUUUCUUUGUUUCCAAAGUCAAAAUAAAUCACAAAGAGACAAUAUCAGAAAAAAAUUUAAUACCCGCCCAUCCUGAGGGUAUAUUACAUCCGUAACCCAGGAGAGGCUGUAUUUGCUAUAACAUCAUAAAUGUAAGACAAUAAGGACAUCUCUGCAUGUGUGAGGAAGUGACAUGCAUUUCAUCUAUGUCGCUUCAUCACCCCCAACCGGUCGAGGUAGAUGGCCGCCCCUCACUGAGCCUGGUUCUACUGAAGGUUUCUUCCUAUUAAAAGGGAGUUUUUCCUU
Molecule: messenger RNA, 2770 nt
Organism: Maylandia zebra (zebra mbuna)
Lineage: Eukaryota; Metazoa; Chordata; Actinopteri; Cichliformes; Cichlidae
Source: RefSeq, a predicted model, not a curated record